Molecule: messenger RNA, 1698 nt
Organism: Colletotrichum siamense
Lineage: Eukaryota; Fungi; Ascomycota; Sordariomycetes; Glomerellales; Glomerellaceae
Gene: andH
Product: Oxidoreductase andH
Exons: 4
Coding region: 1-1698 (565 amino acids)
Biological process (GO): secondary metabolic process
Source: RefSeq, a predicted model, not a curated record
AUGGUCUCCCUCACCGAGGUCCGCGCCUCCAAUGCCGCCCUGACCUCCUCCUCCGUCCCCAAAACAGCCCUCUUCGUAGGCGCCACUUCGGGCAUCGGAAAAUACACACUCACCGAGCUCGUCUCGCUCAACCUACCUAUAAAAUGCUACGUCGUCGGGCGCAAGGCCAGCGAGCCCGCAAUGCGCCCCGUUCUCGAGGCCCUGCGCCUCAAGAAUACGCAGGCAGAGCUCGUGUGGGUCGAGGCGGAGGUGUCGCUGCUCUCUGAAGUGAAGCGCGUAUGCGAGUUCAUCAAGGAGAACGAGGAGAGAUUGAUUUGCUAUACAGGUGAAGGCAUUGAAGUUACCCACGCGCUGCAGUACUACGGCCGCAUGCUCUUCACCCUCUCCCUCCUCCCGCUGCUCCGCGCCUCCCCGUCGCCGCGCGUGCUCACCGUGCUGGGCGGGAGUUUCCUCUCCACGAACCUCCUCGUCGACGACCUGGACCUCCGGAAGGCGGGCAACUUUGGCGGGAUGCGCUCGCAGACGCACAUGAGCAUCAUGAACACGCUCUUCCUGGACCGCCUAGCCUCCGACCCGGAGAAUGCCAAGAUUACGUUUGUGCAUAACUGGCCUGGGGCGGUGGACACGGGGAAUAUGGCCCGGUACCACGCGCCGAGCUGGCUGUCGCCGGCGCCGAUCCUUCUCAAAUUCUGCGAUGUCCAGCUUUUGACUGGUUUCGGGCUCCUAUUCAGCAGCUUCGUCGGCUUAACUUGCUACAUGUCGGCAUAUCACUGGCAGAUCAUUAGCUACCUAGCCUGGUUUUCAGCCCUUACGCAUGCCGCCUGCCUCACAGCCCUACGAGAGUACUUGUACCACCACCAAAUGGAGCGAAAUUUCCGCAUGAUUUUGAUGAUAAUCUUGCUGGUCGGCUUGAUCAUAGCCAUAUGGCCAACGGGGUAUUUCAACUGGGAUGCAAGACUUGUUGAGACGCAAGGCACCGCAAGCGUGCCCACUUCGAAUGCGCGUUGCUUCUUCAGCCAAAAGUCAAUUCAAUCCGCGUGGGAAGGUCGGCUUUGCGGGCAAAUAGGUGGAAGUGAUAAGUAUCAUUGCAAUUUCAAAGAGGACGAAUAUGGCAGGGAACUGAAGCCUUCAGCCACUACAGCCUACGACUCAUCCAUUUUGUCAAUAGUGCUGCUAAUAUUCAGCUUUUUCACUCGCUCGGUCAAAAUGUUCCGCGCGCUUUCAAAGAUGACCAAGAAAACUAUUCGACAGAAGCUUGGCCACUGGGCAGCGUCUUGUCUCACUGCCACGGCCAGACGCUAUCCCCAUUUCGGAACUACGGCAUUGCGACGGAAGCUCUUGUCCGUGUUUAGGCCUCUAGACGUGAUGGUUGCUCUAUAUCUGGUUGUCAAACUGUACCUGGAUGUGCUUCUGUCCGAAAUGUCAGAUAUCUUCUGGCUUCUCAUUUCCUCGCUCUGGGGUACAGCUCGUCUUUUUAUGGCGCGCGGCUCUGCCGACGUUCUCGGCGCGGAAAACGAGUGGGGCUUUGGUCAGGUUCUUGCCGUCUUCCUUCUAUUGGGUCCAAUCACGGCAGUUUGUUUAGCACUUUUCGCCACCAUCAGGAGACAAAGGAAGUCGAGGAAGAAGCUAGCUGGAGAACACGAGGACUCUAUCACACAUGCAGUGUCUCUACUUGCUUCAUAUCGAGCUGGUAACUAA